This is a messenger RNA of Spirometra erinaceieuropaei, 621 nucleotides long. NCBI's taxonomy places the organism in Eukaryota, Metazoa, Platyhelminthes, Cestoda, Diphyllobothriidea, Diphyllobothriidae. The record is from the annotation of a GenBank genome assembly.
AUGUCCUCCCGCUCACAACUGCCUCGCACCCCACGUAGACAAUUAGAAAUAACCGCACUCCUAAACCCCCCACUGUCAUCCUUCAUCGCCUCAACAUCUGUUGCAGCGUCUCCUGCAUCCACCAUCGCACACAAUCUUCACACGCCAGUAAACAUCAACCUCAUCAUUGGCAAGACACAGGACUCGGUCCAAACCUGUCCUCAUUGUGAUCGUGCCUUCGCCUCACACAUCGGCCUGGUCGGUGACUUGCGAAUCCACCGCACAGAGGCUGGCGAAUCAGUGCCUGGAGUAGCCACAUACACUCGCCGCAUCUGCUCUCACUGUCACCGCAAAUUCACACACUGCAUGGGCCUUCUACAUCACAUGCGCAUCCGCGAGAUCGGAAGUCACCGCGGUCAUGACACACCCGGCAUAUCUUGCACAUCCGCCAUGCCUAGCCCAACCCACAUCCCGCUGUCCAGUGUCCUGAACAUCGGCAUCUCCACCACCAUCGCCAUAACUGAAACCGAUCCUGAGACCGACGAUCUAUCCUGCCCACAUUAUCCACGCACCUUCACCUCACGCAUCGGCCCGGUCGGUCGCUUGCGAAUCCAUCGAACAGACUGGCGAGCCAGUGCCUGA